AUGGACCCAUCUCCUAUACAUCAUGGUCCCGAUGCAUUCUCCAAGACAUUGGAUGCAACUCCACGACAACGCAGUUUAGCAAAUUCUUCUCCGACUACUAAUUCUAAAGAUGGAUCUGUCAAUCGACUCUCGCGUGCAUUUCAAACCAAUAUUCAUCCAUCUACCAACACAUUACAAACACUCGUCAAACCAGGCCUUCCACCAAAACCUCCGUCUUUACGGCUUACAAACGAUCGUCCUCAUUCGUCUAAUUCCAGCCAAGGAGGCAUUCAGGUCACUAGCAAUUAUCCCCCUACACCAACCCCAACAACUGAUUCAACCAAGAAUGAGAAAGAUGAGGAGGAACAAGCACCACUCGCAUUUAAAGAUAUUCGUGCUAGAUUUCAACAAAAACAGCCAACAGUACCAGAGAUUCAUAAAAAGGUUCAACUUGUACCGACGAUUUCAAAUGUCUCGGCACCACCAAAAGUCCUUCCAAAACCUCGCCUAUCCGUAACUCGCCCAACAGAAGAGGUACCUAGUCCACGAUCAAGCCAUCUACCACAAAAGGGAUCAUUUACGCUAGAACUCGCCCAAUGUCUUGAGCAGCCUACCCCACGUCCAGUAGUCCCUACCUCUCCCCACUCUUCGAACCCCAAGCCACGUGUAAUCUCCAGACCCCCCGACCUCCCUCUUGGACGCAACAAAGUCCUUCCUAGACGCACUUCCAAUCCAGCAAUCAAAUCAAACAUUAUUCAUGCAACGCCAAUAUCUCUUGUGGCCCGUUCGCUAACAGGGAAUAGCGCUACUUCUACAUCUACAACCUCUUCUACCCCAGGAUCACCUUCUAGAAGAGCUUGGAAUCAUGGAGUAUCUAUUGCUAGUUGGUUUGCCAAUAGUACCCACAAUGAAGACACUUCACUCAAAGACUCUAUAUCAAUAAUCAGAGAAACGCCAAUCAACUCCCAUUCUACUCCCCCUCCUUCUUCGGGAGGCUCCUUUGCGGGCUCUUUACCGAUAUCACCCCAGCUUUCUGGAAAAGAUGAUGGAAUGUCCAAAGCCCUCAAGAGGUCCAAGGUUGUCCAUGAACUUAUCCAGACUGAACGCAUCUAUCAAGCAGACAUGCAACUUCUCAAACAGACAUUCUAUGAUCAAGCGCAGCCACCAUUAUUUGAUAAAAAUGAUGUCAAGAUCCUGUUUUCAAAUCUUUUGGCAAUUCUUACAUUCGAAUCAAAUUUUGUGACAAAAUUGGAAGAAGCCUGUCGUCCCGAGAAUGACCUACCUACAGAGUCAAAUGAUGGUGGGCUUAACACAUCUUCAAAUACUCCCACAAUCGGUGCAGUGUUUAAUGAUAUGAUGACAAGCAUAGACGAUAUAUAUUGUGAUUAUUGCAAACGGCAUGAAGAUGCAGUAAUCAAAUUACAAGAACUUGAAACAAAGCCCGAAAUUCAAGCCUUUUUUGCUGCAAAGAGAAAGAGAAAGAAUGCUUUUACUAUUAUUCUUAUUAAGUAUUCGACUAAUAGAUGCAGAGAACAACUCGAAGGGAAAACUAUGAGUUGGGAUCUUGGUAGUCUGUUAAUCAAACCUGUUCAACGCGUACUUAAAUACCCACUAUUAUUAAAGGAACUGAUGAUAUUAACACCUCAAAAUGAUCCUGAAUACGAGGAUUUGGCUAUUGCUACAAAAGGAAUACAAGAAGUAGCUGAUCAUAUUAAUGAGAUCAAGCGACGAAAGGACAUUGUGGAAAAAAUCGUCGGAGAUAAAAAGAAGACAGAUAUCAGUGUUGUACAUGGCUUCAACAAAAAAAUUACACGAAAUGCGCAGAAACUCAAGCAGGUGGCCGGUUUCUCUGCUGAGCCUACACAGGACGCCUUUUUUGACAGCCUUCACAUGAAGUUUGAGCAUCAACAAGAGGUCACUCGUCAAUUAGCAAGAGAUGUUCAGAGUUGGGUUCGUCAAGUCAAGGACCACUUUGAUCAUCUCCAGAUUUUCUCAGCUAGCAUGGAAAACCUGUACAUAUCCUGGGGCGGUGUUCGUGUUCGGAGUGUAGAGUGUAUCAAACGCUUCCACAGCCUUGUCUCGAAUUUCUCUAUGGUUAUGUCCCGAGAUUUGGAUGUAAUGGUGCGUGGGCAUGUAUAUGUUGUAGUUGAUGAUUUUCUCAAAACAUUCGAAAACCCUGCUCAAGUGAUCAACAAACGAGCUCAGAAACUAUUAGAUUAUGAUCGAGCACGAGAUAUAAAGUCGAGAGGGGACACUGUCGACAAAACUCUUCAAGAAUCAGCUGACGCAUAUGUAUCAAUUAACGCCCAGCUUGUGGAAGAGCUGCCGGAAUUCUUUCGCUUGACGAUGAUUUAUUUUGAUAUAUUGGUCGGGAACCUGGCAAUGGUUCAGACAGAAUUUAACAAACGGCUCAGUCGGGAGUGGGCUAAACUGGUAGAAGGAGGGAAUAUAGGCACCAGCGAUAGUAUUCUUAGACAGUACGCGAUAUCUAUGGAAGAAACUUUGGUGUUGCUGAACAAUAUUUCACCUUUGAACAAAGAGCAAUGGGAGUCAGUUCCUGGUGCAAUUCCGGGCGAAUUCGAGUCCAGUAUCUCGCUAAACUCACGGUCAGAUUCUCACGCGACAGGGAGCUCUAUAGAUACACCGAUUAGUGAACGAUCCACAGAUUUAUACUUUGACAGAAGGACCCAGCCAAAAGAAUGCAAGUGA
Phycomyces blakesleeanus NRRL 1555(-) is the source of this 2688-nucleotide messenger RNA. RefSeq lists its product as hypothetical. Gene Ontology annotation, molecular function: guanyl-nucleotide exchange factor activity; protein binding. The coding region runs from base 1 to 2688 and encodes 895 amino acids. NCBI's taxonomy places the organism in Eukaryota, Fungi, Mucoromycota, Mucoromycetes, Mucorales, Phycomycetaceae. Gene Ontology annotation, cellular component: cytoplasm. The transcript is spliced from 9 exons. The record is from RefSeq and is a predicted model, not a curated record. Gene Ontology annotation, biological process: intracellular signal transduction.